UAUAACCAACCACAUUUUCCCCUCAAGCAACCAUAACAAGAGCUAGAGAGAGGAAAAAUCAAAGAAAUUUAAGAAAAUGGAGAAGAUUGAUGAUCAUCUCAAGCCUAGCCACAGUGUUUCCGCUGGUGCUGCGACAGAGAAGUGGGAGGAGGUUAGUACUGGUAUCCGAACCGCCGAGACAAUGCUCCGGUUAGCUCCGGUGGGUCUUUGUGUUGCGGCGCUUGUUAUCAUGCUUAAAGACUCUCAGACUAAUGAGUACGGCGACGUUUCUUACUCCAACCUCACAGCGUUCAGGUACUUGGUGCACGCAAAUGGAAUAUGUGCAGGCUACUCUCUUCUCUCAGCAGCCAUUGCAGCCAUGCCUGGUUCUUCUUCCACUAUGCCUCGUGUUUGGACCUUCUUCUGUCUCGACCAGAUUCUGACCUACGUGGUUCUUGCUGCUGGAGCUGUGUCUACUGAAGUUCUAUACUUAGCCUACAAAGGAGACGAUGCCAUUACGUGGAGCGAUGCGUGCAGUUCAUUUGGCAGUUUCUGCCAUAAAGCCACUGCUUCUGUUAUAAUCACAUUCGUUGUGGUUUGCUUUUAUGUCGUUCUCUCUCUUAUCUCCUCUUAUAAGCUCUUUACUCGCUUUGAUCCUCCAGCCACCGUUGACUCCAACAAAAACGUCGAAGUUGCUGUCUUUGGAAGUUGAUCCGUAGCUUUCUUUAUUUAAGACAUCUCUAAUUUGUCGUGUUUACAAUGUCUCCACUGUCUUUAAUAACUUUGAUCAAGAAUAUAAUGCUUGUAAUCUGAUGUUCAUUUUCGCGUGCUUGCUUUUUCCUAUUUACCAUUC
Molecule: messenger RNA, 832 nt
Organism: Brassica rapa (field mustard)
Lineage: Eukaryota; Viridiplantae; Streptophyta; Magnoliopsida; Brassicales; Brassicaceae
Product: CASP-like protein 2A1
Source: RefSeq, a predicted model, not a curated record